AUGGAUGUGAAUAUGGGCCAGAGGGCAGGCAUGCGAGCCCCUCUCCUUGGCCUGGUCCUGUUGCUGCCGUUGCUGCUUUUCAAGCCACCACCCUGCUGCGGCCAGAAUACCCAGGGGGGCCUUCAGGAUGGACCUCACUUUGGCUUCACUCAGGCUGUCUACCACGCUAUGGUUUACGAAAACUCAGCAGCACGCACCUAUACCAUGAGUAAAGUUAAAAUGGGCAUCCACCUGGCCCAGCGCUCCUGGGAUGUGCGUUACAGAAUCACUUCUGGUGAUGACGAAGGGUUUUUCAAGGCAGAGGAGUAUGUGCUGGGAGACUUCUGCUUCUUACGCAUGAGGACUAAAGGUGGCAAUGCAGCAAUCUUGAACAGAGAGAUUCAGGAUAAUUAUGUAUUGACGGUAAAGGCGUCUGUCAAGGGAGAACCCCUCCUUGAGACCUGGACUAAAGUCAGUAUCCAGGUCAUGGAUAUGAAUGACUUGCGACCCCUGUUUUCACCCACCACUUACUCCGUCACUAUUGCAGAAAGCACUCCUCUCAGGACUAGCAUAGCACAAGUUACCGCCACAGAUGCAGACAUUGGCUCCAACGGGGAGUUUUACUAUUUUUUCAAGGAUAAAAUGGAGCUGUUUGCCGUACACCCAACCAGUGGAGUGGUUUCUCUCAGUGGAACGCUCAAUAUUGAUGAGCAGAACCGCUACGACUUAGAAAUCCUAGCUGUGGACCGCGGCAUGAAGCUCUAUGGAAAUAAUGGGGUCAGCAGCACAGCCAAGCUUUUCGUCCACGUAGAGCGCGUGAAUGAGCAUGCCCCUGUCAUGAGUGUUGUCACCCAUAGCCCCUCGUGGCUUGAUAAAAACCCUGUGUAUGCCAUGGUCACUGUUGAGGACCUAGAUGAAGGUUUAAAUGGGGAAGUAGACUCAGUGGUCAUUGUUGGUGGAGAUCCUUUAGAGCAGUUUUUCAUAGAAAGGUUUGUGGAGGGUGAGUUUGCCAUCAAGGCCUCUGAGUCAGUCAAUUGGGAGACUUACCCUUAUGGCUGUAACCUGACUUUGCAGGCUAAAGAUAAAGGAGUCCCACAGAAGUUCUCUGCCGUCAAGGUUGUUCACAUUAUGGUCAAGAAACGGCAGACAGUGGAAGCUACUUUUGAGAAAGACUUGUACGAUGUAAGCCUCAGUCAAAUUUCACCACCAGGAACAACCGUAGAGGCUGUUAAAAUCAAGCCAGAGCCCGAUGAUGCAGAAUAUAUCCUGACACCUUCUGCAGACUCAGCCUUUUUUCAAAUGAACACCCUAACAGGUGUAAUCUCCACCACUCACUGGUUCACUCAGCUGACCCAGGAUGCCUUUCAUCUUGAGGUAAUGGAGAUAGAUAGUGAGCUCAAAGUUAAAGUGAGGGUUAAUAUUGAGGAUGCCAAUGACAACACACCAACAUUUGAGCAGUCUUCUUAUGAGGUUUUGGUCAAUGAAAGUGUACUAGUUGGGACCAAUGUAUUAACAGUCUCCGCAGUGGAUGUGGAUAAAGGAGAAAAUGGAUACAUUACUUACAGCAUUUCCAGCCUUCAGCCAUUACCCUUCCAGAUCAAUCAGUUUUCUGGUAUCAUCAGCACCACUAAAGAGUUGGACUUUGAAUCUUCAUCAGAGAGCUAUGUGUUUGUUGUCAGAGCCUCUGACUGGGGGUCCCCUUACAGGCGAGAGAGUGAAGUAAAUGUAACGAUCCACCUGGAAAAUGUAAAUGACAACCGGCCAUUGUUUGAGAAGGUCGCAUGCCAGGGGGUGAUCUCCAGGGAUUUCCCAGUGGGUGAUGUGAUAACCACAAUGUCUGCCAUUGAUAUCGAUGAGUUGGAGCUAGUCAAAUACAAGAUCAUUUCAGGGAAUGAAUGGGGUUACUUCGACCUCAACGCAGAUUCAGGGGUCCUCUCAUUGCAACAUUCCCUCGACGCAGCCAGUCCAAAGAACGGUCUGUUUAACCUCAAAAUAACUGCUACAGAUGGCGAGAACUUUUCUGAUCCUAUGUUUGUUAACAUCUCGGUAUCUCAUGGGAAAUCUCCUCCCAAAAGUUUCAAUUGCAGAGAGACAAGGGUAGCCCAAAAGUUAGCAGAAAAGUUACUCAAAAAGUCAAAAGCUAGCAUGAAGCCCAAAAUCGAGGAAGGAUUUAUUGACCUUUUCUCUGUCAAUCGGCAAACACCCCAAUUCGACAAAGCUUUUCCGACAGAUAUUGCUGUGCGGGAAGACCUAAUGAUAGGUUCCAGUGUUUUUAAGGUCAAUGCAUAUGAUGGGGACACAGGUUUCAAUGGUCAGAUUCUAUUCUCUAUUUCAGAUGGAAACACUGACAACUGUUUCAACAUCGACAUGGAGACUGGCCUUAUCAGUGUCUUCUUGCCUAUGGACAGAGAAAAAAGGGAUCGAUAUCUCCUCAACCUUACUAUUUAUGACCUUGGCCUGCCACAGAAAACUGCCUGGCGUUUGCUUACUGUUUACAUUGAGGAUGCUAAUGAUAAUGCACCCCAAUUUUUGCAAGAAGGAGGCUAUACAAUUGUCAUACCUGAGAAUACUGCUAUAGGAACGGAUGUCAUCCAGGUUGAGGCCACUGACAAAGAUCUUGGACCCAAUGGGGAGAUUGUGUACUCUGUUUUGUCCAGCACCACCCAGUUUGGUAUCAACUCUACUAACGGGAUAGUGUAUGUUGCUGGCCAACUCGACAGGGAGUUUGUUCCGGUAUUCAACCUAAAGAUCGAGGCCCGGGACAAGGCAGAGAAAGGGAGCCAGAAGUUUUCAGCGAUCACUUUAAAAGUAAUAUUAGAGGAUGUGAAUGACUGUCCCCCACUAUUCAUCCCCAAUGUCUACAAAGCCAGGGCUCUAGAGGAUCUUCCAGUAGGAACUGUUGUGGCCUGGUUAGACACCCAGGACCCAGAUCUGGGGUUGGGAGGCCAGGUCCGUUACUCACUAGCCAACGAUUAUAAUGAAUGGUUUGAGGUAGACAGGGCCAGCGGGGCUAUUCGACUGACAAAAGAGCUAGACUACGAGACUCGGCAGUUCUACAACCUUACUGUGAAGGCCAAAGACAAGGGAAGGCCUGUUUCUCUUCUUUCUGUCACCUCUGUGGAGGUAGAGGUCGUAGAUGUGAACGAAAACCUCUAUGCUCCAUACUUUUCCCACUUUGCCUUGACGGUACCAGUUAAAGAGAAUGCCCGGAUUGGAACUACCUUACUUCAAGUCACAGCCGAAGAUGAGGACACUGGCAGAGACGGAGAAAUCCAGUACUCCAUUCGUGAUGGGAGUGGGCUUGGACGAUUUGCCAUUGAUGAAGAGACAGGGGUGAUCUACACCACCGACAUGUUGGACCGCGAGACCAAGGACUCCUAUUGGCUGACAGUGUAUGCCAGCGACCACGGCGUUGUGCCUCAGUUCGCCACCAUCGAGGUUUUUGUCCAGGUGGAAGAUGUUAACGAUAACGCGCCGCUGACCUCAGAGCCCCUAUACCGGCCUUCAGUGCCCGAGAACUCUCCACGGGAUGUUUCUGUGAUCCAGAUACAGGCCCAGGACCCCGACGCAACCCCCCCUGCUGCAGCUGACAGGCUCAACUAUCGCAUCGUCAGUGGCAACCCGCAGAACUUCUUCACCAUCAACACCCGCACUGGUCUGAUAACCACAACUUCAAGGAAACUGGACCGUGAACAACAAACAGAACAUGUUUUAGAGGUGUUGGUGUCAGACGGGGGUCCAGGAGCCAGGCAGAGCACAGUGUGGGUGAUGGUUCAGGUUCUGGAUGAAAACGACAACAAGCCCACGUUUCCAGAGAAGGUCUACCAGGUGAAACUCCCAGAGAGAGAGCGCAGAAAGAAGGGCGAGGCCAUCUAUCGGGUGUUCGCCUACGACCGCGACGACGGGCCCAACAGCGACCUCUCCUACAGCAUCGUGGACGGAAACGAGGACGGGAAGUUCUUCAUCGACCCCAAGACUGCAGUGGUGUCUUCACGCAAGGCGUUCACUGCCGGGAGCUACGACAUCCUGACUGUCAAAGUGACAGAUAACGGGCGUCCUCAGAGGUCCUCCACGGCUCGCCUGCACAUCGAGUGGAUCCGUCGACCCCCCCCCUCCACAAUCCCCUUGCUCUUCGAUGAGCAGUUCUACAAUUUCACCGUCAUGGAGAAUGACAAGGUGUCAGAGAUUGUGGGCGUGGUCUCCCUGCAGCAGAGCUCCACCCUCGUGUGGUUUGACAUCACAGGUCCCAGGUCUUUUCGUGAGAUGUUCUAUAUUCUGCAGAGCGCUUGUGGCAGAAACUGUUCCUCAGAAGGUGGGACCAGCGACAGUGUGUUUGACGUGGAGAAGGCUGCGGGCACCAUCAUCAUCGCCAAGCCUCUGGAUGCUGAGCAGCGCUCCUUCUACAACCUAUCAGUGCAGGCCACAGACGGAACUAACACUGCGUACACACAGGUUCACAUCACCAUUAUGGACAACAACGACAACACUCCCAUAUUCUCCCAACCGACCUAUGAUGUCACUAUUUCUGAAGACACGCCCCCUGACACUGAAGUGGUCCAGGUUCUGGCGUCGGACCGGGAUGAGCAUCACCAGCUGACCUACUCUCUGCAGAGCUCCAUAGACCCCAGUAGCAUGCGUCUGUUCCGCAUCCACCCCAGCCUCGGUACUAUCUACACCACCCAGAGGCUGGACCACGAGGCCUGCGCCCAGCACAUCCUGACUGUCCUUGUAAAGGACCAAGAGUUCCCAUACAGAAAGAACCUGGCUCGUGUGCUAGUAGAAGUGGAAGAUAUCAAUGACCAUGUACCAAUCUUUACCAGUGCGCUUUAUGAAGGCUCAGUCUACGAGUCAGCAGCAGUGGGAUCAGCUGUGGUUCAGAUUACAGCCCUGGACAAAGACAAGGGCGAGAAUGCAGAGCUACACUACUCCAUUGAAGCAGGAAACACUGGAAAUGCUUUCCAUAUUGAACCAGUUCUGGGCAUAAUCACUGUUGCACGGGACUUGGACUUGUCCAGCAUAGGCCAUUAUGUUCUUACCAUCAGAGUCACUGACAAUGGCUCUCCUCCCCUGUCCACCACCACUAUAGUGCGCAUAGCUGUCACUCUCUCUGAUAAUGCCGGACCAAAGUUCCCCCAGCCUGAAUACCAUGCUGAAAUCACAGAAAACGCUGUGGUUGGGACCUCUGUCAACACAGUCAGUGCAGUCAGCCAGUCCACCCUCACUUAUGACAUAAAGAAGGGCAACGCAGAUCGUGUCUUUCAGAUAAAUCAGUACAGUGGAGUGAUUACUACUCAAAAGACUCUAGACUAUGAGACUACAGCAUCUUACACCUUGAUAGUCCAGGCUACAAACAUGGCUGGCAUGGCCUCCAAUGCUACUCUGUUGAUCCAGGUAGUGGAUGAGAAUGAUAACCCACCAGUUUUCCAGCAGCUUCACUAUCAUGGCAGCAUCAGCGAGGCAGCACCAGUCAACAGCGUGGUCCUGAACUCAGACGAUUCACCUCUCGUAAUUAAGGCCACUGAUACUGACCACAACCAAAAUGCGCUUUUGGUCUACCAGAUUGUCGAGGACACUGCAAAAAUGUUCUUCACAGUGGAUUCUGGGACUGGGUCCAUCAGAACAAUCGCUAAUCUAGACCAUGAGACAUUUGCCACCUUCCACUUCCAUGUCCAUGUGAGGGACAAUGGCAGGCCACAGUUGACAGCAGACAGUCCAACAGAGGUCACAAUACAAGUCAUUGACACAAAUGAUUCACCACCUCGCUUUACCCAGAAUGCCUAUGAGACAGUACUGUUACUUCCCACCUAUGUGGGAGUGGAAGCUCUGCAGGUUUCAGCCAUAGACCCAGACAAAGAUGUCCCUUCAGAGCUCACCUACUCUCUGACUGAUGGCGUGCUGGAGCACUUUGCCAUCAAACCUUCCAGUGGAGUCAUCACAGUCAAAAACAACAACUUCUCCAAAGAACGUUUUCGCUUCAGUGUCAAAGUUUCCGAUGGGACAUUUUCCAGCACAUCUUUAGUUACCAUUCUGGUCCGAGAGGCUCUGGACUCUGGUCUCAGCUUCUCUCAGAGCCUUUACUCUUCAUCUAUUCAAGAGAAUGAAUCUAAUAUCACCAAAGUGGCUGUUGUCAACGCUGUGGGAAACCGUCUAAACGAACCAUUGAAGUACACCUUGUUAAAUGCUGGGACAAGUUUCAUAAUUCGUCCAACUUCUGGUGUGAUCCAAACCACAGGUAUACCCUUUGACCGUGAAGAACAAGAGUUCUAUGAACUGGUCGUUGAGGCCAGAAGGGAGCACGACCGUCUGCACGUGGCAAGGGUUAUGGUCAGAGUCCAAGUUGAGGACAUAAAUGAUAAUUCCCCUGUGUUUGUUGGACUUCCUUAUUAUGCAGCUGUUCAAGUAGAAGCUGAGCCAGGAUCACCCAUUUUCAGGGUCAUGGCGGUAGAUGGGGACAAAGGCAUUAAUGGAGAGGUGUCUUACUAUCUAAAGGACAGCCAUGGUCACUUUGAUAUCAACCAGCUGACAGGUGGUCUAAGCCUCAAGAGGGCUUUUGAGUCUGACCUGUCUAAUAUGGAAUAUCAGAUGGUGAUAUAUGCCAGAGAUGGUGGUUAUCCACCCCUCUCAUCUACCAUAGAGUUCCCCAUCACAGUUGUCAACAAAGCCAUGCCUGUCUUUGACAAACCAUUUUAUUCUGUUUCUGUGAACGAGGAUGUUGCUGUGCAGACACCUAUUCUCGGCAUCAAUGCAACUAGUCCUGAAGGUCAAAGCAUCAUCUACACCAUAGUUGAUGGAGACCCAUCUUUACAGUUUGACAUUGGUUUUGAUACUGGAGUCAUAAGCGUCAUCCACUCUUUGGACUACGAAGCAGCAUCGUUUUAUCAUCUGACCAUCAGAGCCACAGAUUAUCUGACCGGUGCCCGUGCUGAGGUGGCUGUAAAUGUGGUUGUCCAGGAUGUAAACGAUAACCUACCAAUCUUCCAAAAAAUGUCCUACAGGGUCAUUUUGUCGGAAACAGCCAUGAUUGGAACUCCAGCACUUCAAGUUAUUGCCGCUGACAAAGACUCAGAUAAAAACAAUGCUGUUCGUUACCAGAUCUUCUCAGAUGUGCACAACAGAACAGACUACUUUCAUAUUGAUAGCAGCAGUGGAUUAAUCCUGACAGCGCGUAUGCUGGACCAUGAACUCGUCCAGAAGUAUGACUUCAUUGUCAGGGCCACUGAUAAUGGCUUCCCCCCAUUGAGUAGUGAAGUAUCAGUCAUAGUUGUAGUUAAUGACAUGAACGACAAUCCACCCGUUUUCAAUCAGCUACUCUAUGAGGCAUAUGUGAAUGAGUUAGCACCCAGGGGUCACUUUGUAACCUGUGUCCAGGCCUCAGAUGCCGACAGCUCUGAUUUUGACAAGUUGGAAUACAGCAUUUUGUCAGGAAAUGAAAGAAUGAACUUUAUGAUGGACAAAAAAACAGGAGUCAUCACAUUGUCCAGCCACCUUAAGCAAAGAAUGGAGCCUGCCUACAGCCUCAACGUUUCAGUGUCUGAUGGGGUGUUCACCAGCACCGCACAGGUUCAUGUCAAGGUGUUGGGGGCCAACCUGUUUAGUCCUGUGUUUGGACAGAACAUGUACGAGGCAGAGUUAAGAGAAAAUUCUGCUGUGGGAACCAAAGUUAUACAAGUAAAGGCAACAGACGCAGAUCCUGGAGUGUUUGGUCACAUCACUUUUUCAUUUGUAAAUGAUGUGGGAAACGACCAAUUUAACAUUGAUGCAAAUGGCCAGAUCACCACUGUAGAAAAGCUUGACCGUGAGGACCCAGCCAAUAAGGACAUUGUUUUGACAGUGGCAGCCCAGGACUCAGGAGGACGUGUCUCUUACUGUACAGUACACGUUACUCUGUUGGAUGAUAAUGAUAAUGUUCCUCGCUUCCGUGCUACCGAGUACCGAGCUUCAGUGAAAUCUAAUGUAGCUAAAGGGUUUAUGGUGACACAAAUUCAGGCUUAUGAUUCUGAUGAUGGCACGAAUGCCAAAGUAACAUAUUCACUUUACAGUGAGGCCCAUGUCCCUGUGGUAGACAUUUUGGAGAUAGACCCAGACAAUGGAUGGAUGGUGACUAAAGGCAGCUUCAGCCACUUGAGGAACUCCGUUUUAUCUUUUUUUGUGAAGGCAGUUGAUGGAGGUAAUCCAGUACGGCACUCUUUAGUGUCUGUCUACAUCCAUGUUCUUUCUCCAGAGGCCUUCAUUCCUUCCUUUAGCCAACAUCAAUACUUAUUUAGCCUACCAGAGGACACCCCCAUAGGUUCAGCCAUAGGGACGGUGCACCUUAACACUUCUCCUGGACAUGCCUUGCUCUCAGCUACCUUUGCCCUGGUCAACGGAGAGACAGGCGAAAACAACCAAGAUGGGAUGUUUGUGGUGGAAAAGGAUACAGGUGUGAUCAAGCUUGAUAAACCCUUGGACCAUGAGGUGAUAAAAGGUUACCAUUUCAAAGUCACUGCCAUUGUACAACAGGCUAAGCUGGAUUCUGUCACUUCUGUUGAUAUUGAAAUCAAAGUCUUAGAUCUAAAUGACAACAAACCAGCUUUUGAAGCCAAUUCAUAUGAGGCCACAGUUAUGGAGGGAAUGACAAUUGGAACCAGAAUCAUUCAAGUCCAAGCAUUAGACCCAGACUCAGGGGCAAAUGGCCAGGUAACAUAUAGUCUUGGGACAUUAAUCCAGUCAGAAGCGGAAUCAGACGCAUUGGUUGGAACCUUUAGCAUUGACAGUAACACAGGCUGGAUCUCCACACGCAAGGACCUGGACCACGAGACGAAUCCAUCCUACACAUUCACAGUGAUUGCCUCUGACCUUGGGGAGACCUUAUCUCUUUCCAGUACAAUCACUGUGACCGUAGCAGUAUCAGACAUCAAUGACAAUCCGCCCAUGUUCCUGGAGCAACGCUACUUUGGUUCAGUUCAGGAGAGCGACCCGCCAGGCCAGGUGGUGGCUGUGCUGAACACCAGAGAUGAUGACAGCUCUGCUGUUAACCGUCAAGUCAGCUACCACAUCACUGGUGGAAACUAUCGUGGUGUGUUUGCACUGGGUCUGGUUCAGGGUGAAUGGAAGAUGUAUGUGAAGUGGCCCCUGGACAGGGAGGAACGCAACCUCUACAUCAUCAAUGUCACUGCUAGCGAUGGACUCUUUGUUUCCCAGGCAACGGUGGAGGUGACAGUGAUAGACACCAAUGACAAUAGCCCCAUCUGUAACCAGGCUGUAUACACUGCCUCUGUUCCAGAAGACCUCCCAGUCAACAGUGUGCUGCUGAAGGUUGGGGCUACAGAUGCAGAUGUAGGCAUCAGUUCCUGGAUCCAGUACUCCUUACAUGGUCCUGGAUCCCAGGACUUCAUCAUGGACCCAGACACCGGUGAGGUCAAGUCAUCUACGACUCUCGACCAUGAGAUGACACCCUACUACCGGCUUGUUGCCCAGGCAACUGAUGGUGGUGGGCGAUGGUGCCGUGCUGAGGUGCAUCUGGACGUUACUGAUGUGAAUGACAACCCGCCCAUCUUUACGUCGACACACUACACCGCCAGCGUGUACGAAGAUACCGCCCCCAAAGCCCUGCUCACCCGCAUCCAGGCCAUAGACCCUGAUGAAGCAGGUCCCGGUCGUAUGGUGGCGUACUCCCUGUCUGAGUCUGCAGGAGGCUCCUUCUCUAUCGAUAAGUCCUCUGGCAUUGUGGUCCUUGAACGCAUUUUGGACCGGGAGGUUCAACCAGCCUAUCAGAUAGUAGUCCACGCGUCUGACCAGGGUUCACCACUGCCCCUCUCCUCAUUGGUCAACGUCACCAUCACUGUGCUGGACAUCAACGACAACCCGCCUGUGUUUGAGCGCCGUGAUCAGCUGGCAACAGUGCCCGAGGACGUGGGAGUGGGGACGGAGGUUCUGAGGGUCUACGCUGCCAGCAAGGACAUCGGGACCAACGCUGAGAUCACUUACAGUAUCCGAUCAGGCAACGAGCACGGGAAGUUCCACAUCCACCCACUCACUGGUGCCAUUUUAGUGGCCCAGCCUCUGGACUAUGAGACCUGCAGGGACUACUUCCUGACCGUGGAGGCUCGUGAUGGCGGCACACCACCGCUUAGCGCCAUCACAACAGUGAACAUAAACCUGACAGAUGUCAACGACAACGCACCGAUGUUCAGCCGUGAGCUGUACACUGCAGUGGUGUCUGAGGACGCUACCACCGGAGAGUCUGUGGUCCAGCUGGUGGCAGAGGACGUUGACAGUCAGCUGAAUGGAGCCAUCCUUUACUCCAUCAUCAGUGGAGACCGAGACAACCAGUUCUUCAUGGACCCGCUCCGUGGGGUCAUCAAGGUCAACAAGCCACUGGACCGUGAGACAGUUCCCAGCUACUCGCUGGCCAUCAGAGCUUUGGAUAGUGGAAUCCCCCCCAUGUCCUCCACCGUGAUGGUCAAUAUAGACAUCUCUGACAUCAAUGACAACCUGCCCACCUUCUCCCCGGCCAACCUCACUACUGUCAUACAGGAAAACAAGCCAAUCAGCACCAGCAUAUUGCAGCUGUCCGUCAUCGAUCAGGACUCCUCCCACAAUGGCCCGCCCUUCGACUUCCGCAUCCUGUCAGGAAACGAAGGCGGGGAGUUCGUGCUGGAGAAAGAUGGAACGCUGUUGGCCAACCAAGUGUUCAGGAGGGACCUGGCAACGGAAUACGCUAUUCUGAUUCAGGUGACGGACUCGGGGAAGCCCCGCCUCUCCUCCUCCUCCAUGCUGAAGGUCAGGGUGAUUGAGGAGAGUCUUCACCGGCCAGUUGCGUUGCCCCUGGAAGUUCAUAUCGUCACUAUGGAGGACGAGUUUCCUGGCGGUGUGAUUGGCCAGCUGCACGCCACCGACGCUGACCCUUACGAUGCGCUGACCUUUGGCCACGCCCCCCCAGCCCAGCGCAGUCUCUUCAAGAUCAGUCCUCGUGACGGCAAGAUCAUCGCCCUGGGGGGCUUGGAUGCAGGCAGGUACUCCCUCAAUGCCAGCGUUAGUGACGGCCGCUUCGCUGUGCCUGUGCCCGUGAGCGUGCACGUGGAGCAGGCGACACCAGAGAUGCUGCGUGAGGCGGUGACCGUGCGCUUUGAGAGUGUGUCACCACAGGACUUUGUGGCGCUGCACCUGAAGAGCGUGCUGAAGGUUCUGCAGCAGGCCGCCGCCUCGCAGCAGCAGGACAAGCUACACCUGCUCAGCCUGCAGCCUGUCGGGGGGACCCAACAACUGGACAUGCUUGUUGCUGUGGAAACAGAAGCAGGCGGGUACUACAAGGCAGCUUACCUCACCCAGAAACUCAGUGCCUCACGUCGGCAGCUGGAGGAGGUCCUCAGAGUGUCGGCUAUCCUGGAUAAGAACUGCUCGGGCCUGGAGUGUCGCGGCGCGCAGUGCGAACAGACCAUCAUCCUGGACUCACACAACCUGGCUACAUACAGCACGCCGCGGGUCAGCUUCGUUUCACCACGCUUCCAUCGGACUUCACGCUGCACCUGCAAUGAUGCCAGCUGUGCCGUUCUGUCAGAACAGUGUGAGGAGCAGCCGUGUCCUGCAGACAUGCAGUGUGUUUCAGUGGAGGCCACCAGAGGGCGCUACGCAUGCCAGUGUCCACCGGGCAAACUGGGGGAGUGUGCAGGCCAUUCGUCUCUAAGUUUCUCAGGUAACAGCUACAUCAAGUACAGACUGGCUGAACGGCUGCAGACGGAACUGAAGCUCAGCCUCCGGAUCAGAACUCUGCAGAGCAAAGGAAUCAUCAUGUACACACACACUGAGCCCUGCACCGUGCUCAAGUUGGAGGAGGGGAAGCUGUGGUUCCAGCUGGCCUGUGGUGAAGGUGGAGGUGGUGACAGUGCUGACAUGUUGGGUAUCUCCGGUCGUCGUAUCAACGAUGGCAGCUGGCACACGGUGGCGCUGGAGCUCAAUCGUAACUUCAGCAGCCUGGCCCUGGACGACAGCUACGUUGAGCGGCGCCGCGGACCGCCAUUCAUACAACCAUUGGCUCCGGACAGAACCAUCUACUUCGGAGCAAUGGUGCAGCACCCUAACUCUCGCAGCCUGGUGGACUCACAGAAGGACCCGCGGGUGCUCGAAGGCUUCCAGGGCUGCCUGGACUCGGUCACGCUGAACAACAACGAGCUGCCGCUGCAGAACAAACGCUCUCGAUACGCAGAGGUGGUGGGACUGACAGAGCUGAAGCUGGGCUGCAUCCUUUACCCUGACGCCUGCCUGCAGCAGCCCUGUCGCAACGGAGCAACCUGCACCAGCCUGCCUUCCGGUGGGUUCUCAUGCAGCUAACCCCAGUACACCGGAGGGCGCUGUGAGAUGGAGAUCACGGCGUGUGUUCCCAACCCGUGUCAAAACGGCGGAGUGUGUAAACCCAUCGGUAACGCCUUCUUCUGCAGCUGCAGGAGAGGCUUCAAGGGCCUGAUGUGUGAGGAAGAUGUGAACGAAUGUGACCGCAGCAAUCUGGAGGGUGAGUGUGAGAAUGGCGGCGUCUGCGUCAACACUUACGGAUCCUUCUACUGUAACUGCACGGCGGGCUUUGUGGGCCAGCGCUGCGGCCUGCGACCCGUGGUGGUCCCCGACAUGCAGGCAGGUCACACCGUGGUCGGUAAAGAGGAGCUGAUCGGAAUCGCCGUGGUGCUUUUUGUCAUCGUCACCCUCAUCAUCCUCUUCAUCGCUUUCCGCAAGAAGGUUUUUCAGAAGAACUACUCGCGGAACAACCUGUCUCUGGUCCAGGACCCGGCUACUGCAGCGCUCCUCAACAAGGCCAACGGUGUUCAGUUUAAGACCCUUCACUGCACACCAGGGGACCCCCUCAACCUGUACUCAGAGCCCACCGUGCUGGGAGUGGGCGGGAUGAUGUGUCCUCCACAGGUCCCUGUGAGGCCCAUGGCAUACACGCCCUGUUUCCAAGGAGACCCGCGGUCCACGCUGGAGAAGAUGGUGGAUGGGCGCGGUGUGGAGCAUACGGAGAUGAGCACCUUUCACCCCGAGUCCCCAAGGAUCCUGUCGGGAACCACCAGGAGGGGGGUGGUGGUGUGCAGUGUGGCCCCCAACCUGCCGCCAGUGUCCCCCUGCCGCUCAGACUGCGAUUCCCUAUGCAAGAGCCCAUGGGACAGUGAUGAGGGAAAGAUGGUUGACAUGGCAGAAGAAGUAACGUGUUUCUCAGGGAGCAACAAAGGCAGCAACUCAGAGGUCCAAUCCCUGAACUCCUUCCAGUCUGACUCCUGUGAUGAUAAUGCCUCCAUAGUGACGGUCAUUCGACUGGUGAAUGAUGCAGUCGACACAAUCGAAAGUGAAGUGUCAGUAAUGGACCAUGGUCAAACCUACAACAGAGCAUACCAUUGGGACACAUCGGACUGGAUGCCUAACACCAGGCUAUCAGACAUUGAAGAGGUGCCGGGCUAUGAAGCACCCCCCAGCAGCGACGCAGCAUGCUCAGCCCCACGCCUCGGAGGAAGCACCCGUGAACUUGAAUCAGACUAUUACCUAGGGGGCUAUGACAUUGACAGCGACUACCCCCCUCCCCACGAAGAAGAGUUCUUGAGUCUAGACCAGCUGCCACCUCCGCUGCCCACAGGUGAGGAAUACCCUGAGGCCUACACGCCGCUGCCCACCAACCCCCCAGUCUCCAAGGAGAGCACCCUGAGUUCUGGCAGCGCUGGGCAUCAGCAAGCCAGGCCAAACUUCCACCCCAGCCAAUACCUGCCUCCCCACCAGCUGCCCCUUGGAGAGGCCUCCCAUGGGGACCUCAGCACUCCAAUGAGUGGGGUAACCCCAGGAAAUGGGGACACUGAUGACUCUGUGUCGCUAAACAUGCGACUGUCCGUUGGUGCAUCGUCAACCUCGGACAUGUCGGCCCCCGGCGGGCUGGAUGACUCUGAACAUGGCAGUGACUUUGACAGUAUGGACGAGCUUCGUCGAGGCGUUACCAUCAUCACUGACUCACAGCAACAGACUGAGGUGUGAUUGGUCAGUAAACAAAGGCUAUGGGAUCUAUAAUGGACCAGAAGGAGCAUAACAUUGGAAGAAAUGGAAGGAAAUGCACAAGUGGAGGUUAUUGCAGGAAGAAAUGCUUUGUCAUUAAUGCUUGGUACUUCUUUAGCUAUAACAAUGACCUUAAAUCUAAACAAAUUUCAACUGUUUUAAGUACUAUCCUUUGGAAGUGUUGAGUUUGACCAUAAACAACACACUCACUGUGUGUUGUCAGCUUAGUCUCCGCUGUGCAGAACAAUCAGAAGUGUCCUUCCUGCUCCAAUAGGGAGUCACUUGUAAUGUGAAAAGAAUGGGGUAGAGAAUGUGAAUGAGAAAGACUAAUCCAAAAGAGAUGGAAAUGUACAGAUGCGGUAGAGAAGAUAAGAGAGAAAGAGAAGGGACAAUCAUGUAAGUAAAAGGGUUGUUUUUUUCCCUGCUCCUUCAAAGAAGCCAAUUGGACCACUACUUUCUGAAAAGAAAUACAAAAUAAUUACACAAAUGCCCGUUUCUUUUUUUCCUCCGGGGAUUUGUAAACUUUGUAGUGCUCCGAACUUGUACAGACUUUGUAAAAUAGUAUGCCCUUACUGGUGAGUACGUCUGAAGCAAUGUAUCAGCCACAUGACGAAGAGCCAUUUAUUUGUUUUAAUGUGGAAUGUGCUUGCUCUUUGCCCCAAAAUGUUUUUUCCGCCAUCAAGUCAUGAGAUUUCUGCCAUGGUUUCUCAUCAUUCUAAAAUGUUUAAAAUGUUUAAUGUAUCAUUCAACUUCCAGCUUUAUUUCAUCUGGUGCGGAAGCCAAGAGCUGCUAUAGUUGCUGAUGUAAUAAACUAUAAAUAAAUCACAAACUGAUAAUUAUACCCACAGUUAAAGGUGGGGUAGGUAAUUUUGGAGAAACCAGCUCGAGUGCGCUAGAAUUUGAAAAUACAAAACCGGAAAAAAUCUGCCACUUCCUUACAGAGCCCCUCCUCCAACACA
Molecule: messenger RNA, 14942 nt
Organism: Trematomus bernacchii (emerald rockcod)
Lineage: Eukaryota; Metazoa; Chordata; Actinopteri; Perciformes; Nototheniidae
Gene: fat3a
Product: FAT atypical cadherin 3a
Biological process (GO): homophilic cell-cell adhesion
Cellular component (GO): plasma membrane
Molecular function (GO): calcium ion binding
Source: RefSeq, a predicted model, not a curated record